This is a messenger RNA of [Torrubiella] hemipterigena, 1587 nucleotides long. The record is from the annotation of a GenBank genome assembly. NCBI's taxonomy places the organism in Eukaryota, Fungi, Ascomycota, Sordariomycetes, Hypocreales, Clavicipitaceae.
AUGGCGAAAGAGGUUGCAAUUGAUGCCCCAAAGGCGUCUGAGGAUGCCUCAAAACCUCGUGAUCCGCCGGCUGAGAAGCCGUCGCACGUUAUGCGCAGAAUGUACAUUGUUCUGUCCUACUGGGCAAUCAUUCUGCUGCUUGGCGUCCCUAUUUGGUGGAAGACGACGGCCAUUUCGCGUGCCAAUUUGCCGCUAGACGAUAUGCUGCAGUGGUCGGAAGGAAAGGCUUGUCGACCAGUGUUCCCCCUACAAGUCUCCGUCCGCGCCGACUCGCUCCCCGAACAGGAUGCGCAAAACCUUGUGCGCUUGACACAGCAUGCUCUUGAUGAUUUGAACGAAUUCUCAGGCCACCACCUCCGCCUACAACUCGCCAAGCAGGACCAGCAAGCGGAUGAGCCGGCCCUGACCAUCAACCUUACUCCAGGCAAGGACACGACAGCCUCGCUCGACCAACACUCGCCCGUCCUCGAUAUUACAUAUCCGCCAAACUCGAUCGCUGCGCGAAACUCAGCAGCAUCGCCGCUGGCGUCUUUUAUUACCGACGAGCUCCGAUCGAUCUUUGCCGAGGAACAGUCCAUCAUAUCAUACCUUCUCUCCACAUCGUCCAUGUCGGGUGGUAUCCAGAACAAGAACCUCAGCCCCGAAGCCUCGCAGGCUCUUGACAAGCGCACCUCGCGCACUCUACGCUAUGCGCCAACUUUCCAUCUCACAUUUUCCUUAUUUACGGACGGUUCGACACCCAACACCUGGGAUAUUGAAUCGGCACUUGACGAAUACCUUCGACCUAUGCUUGAUGUGCUGCGCCCCUUGCAUAACUUUACAAUCGACACACAGCUCCAGCUAUACGCUACACCAGGCGUUCAGGCCGAGACCCUUAGCAAGGACGACUUAGCUUCCUUUAUCAAUGCGGCGGAGUGGCCUUUAUCGCCGUCGAUUGAGGGCGCCCCCACCAUCAACUUUGUCAUCUACGUCGGCAACCAAAAGAUUAGCUUGGACGCCGAAUCCGAGACGUCACAGUCUUGGAUGAUCCCUCAAUGGGGCACUGUGUAUCUGCUACCGCUGCCCAAAUCUGACAGCCACGUAUCUUCAGCAACGUUGAAGCAGCCGAUGCUCACCUUUGGCGGCCAUCUCUUGCAGCUGCUGGGUACCCCCAAGACGGGCUCUCUCCCGUUGCGUCUGUCGGCUCUUGCACGCAUCCGCUCUGCAAACCUGCUGCUUCGCGCUUCCGAGUCCCUGGGCUCCCUUGCCAGAUUGACACUAGCGCUGCCUUCUAUCGCCAUUCCUAACCGAGUCGCCGAGGGAGUGUCUACUACCAUGCAUCAUCUCGAGCAGGCAUGCUCCAACCUCGGUGGUAAGAGCGGCCUCAUGCACGCGCGUAUUGCCGCGGAAGAAGUGGAGCGAGCCUUUUUCGAAAAGAGUAUGGUUGGCCAGUUGUAUUUCCCCGACGAGCACAAGAUCGCCGUCUAUCUGCCGCUUCUUGGGCCUGCAUCGCUGCCGCUCAUCAUGGGGCUCAUCGCCGAGAUUAAGCGAUGGAUUGCGCGCCGGAAGCAGAAAAAGGAGGACGGCAAGGAGAAGAAGUCGCAAUGA